Messenger RNA from Cricetulus griseus (Chinese hamster), 1008 nucleotides. Lineage: Eukaryota; Metazoa; Chordata; Mammalia; Rodentia; Cricetidae. The record is from RefSeq and is a predicted model, not a curated record.
GAAACACAAGGAAAGAAUAGGGCACAGGUAUAUUGAGAUCUUCAGGAGUAGCAGGAGUGAAAUCAAAGGAUUUUAUGAUCCACCAAGAAGAUUGCUGGGACAGCGACCGGGACCAUAUGAUAGACCAAUAGGAGGAAGAGGGGGUUAUUAUGGAGCUGGGCGUGGAAGUAUGUAUGACAGAAUGCGACGAGGAGGUGAUGGAUAUGAUGGUGGCUAUGGAGGUUUUGAUGACUAUGGUGGCUAUAAUAAUUAUGGCUAUGGAAAUGAUGGCUUUGAUGACAGGAUGAGAGAUGGAAGAGGCAUGGGAGGACAUGGCUAUGGUGGAGCUGGUGAUGCAAGUUCAGGUUUCCAUGGUGGUCAUUUUGUGCACAUGAGAGGGCUGCCUUUUCGUGCAACAGAAAAUGAUAUUGCUAAUUUCUUCUCACCACUCAAUCCAAUACGAGUUCAUAUUGACAUUGGAGCCGAUGGCAGAGCAACAGGAGAGGCAGAUGUAGAGUUUGUGACACAUGAAGAUGCAGUGGCUGCCAUGUCUAAAGAUAAAAACAACAUGCAACAUCGAUAUAUUGAACUCUUCUUGAAUUCCACCCCUGGAGGUGGCUCUGGAAUGGGAGGCUAUGGCAGAGAUGGAAUGGAUAAUCAAGGAGGAUAUGGAUCUGUUGGGAGAAUGGGAAUGGGGAACAACUACAGUGGAGGAUAUGGCACUCCUGAUGGCUUGGGAGGUUAUGGUCGUGGUGGUGGAGGUGGUGGUUACUAUGGACAAGGUGGAAUGAGUGGAGGUGGAUGGCGUGGGAUGUACUGAGACCACUUCCUCCAACGUACAAGUCCUAACAACAUCUGACUUUCUUACAGAUUGAAUUUCUUUUGUAUUUCAAGAACUUUAUAAUGACUGAAGGAAUGUGUUUUCAAAAUAUUUGGUUAAAGCAACAGAUUGUGAUGGGAAAAUCUGUUUUCUGUAGGUUUUAUUUGUUGCAUACUUUGACUUAAAAUAAAUUUUUAUAUUGAAACCAC